AUGUCUGUAUCAGCUUUCAGCAAGAGAUCCCUGCCGAGCCGCUCAGAGACCAGCAGAGAGCCUCUCAAGGCGGGGCAGCCAAGACAAAGCUCAAAGGAGAAUCCUACUCCACGAUCGAUGAACAGUACGGCUAAAAGGAUGGCAAACGAAACCCCAAAGCGUGCUGUUAUUUCUGCUGCAAAGUCGUCCGCUGUACGAGGACCAUCUCAAGCAACUAGGCCUCCAAUCUCAAAGCCGGUGAAUGCGUCGGAGGAAGGAGAAGAUCCGGAUCCGGAGUUGGAGAAACGCAAGGUGUCCAAUUCUUCUAGUGCUCUUCGUGAGACUAUUGCAAGAGCUAAAGCGGCACGGCGGGAACUGGUAGCUCGGCAGACAAGUACAGGCGAGAAGAAGAACAAUGCUUCUAAAAGUUCUCAAGUGAACGCGGCUAAUUCUUUUGCUGCCGAAUCUAUUGUGGAUGAUUUUGAGCCGGGAAUGCUGCAGGAUGAGCACGUUAACUUUUUAAAGAAGCGGGUCAACGCAGCACGCACAGAUGGACGCCUCAACAUAUCUGGAAUGGGCCUAAAAGCAAUACCCAGCGAAGUCAUUCAUAUGUAUGACAUGGACUCAGUUGAAGCGGCGGGUGGGUCAUGGUACGAAUGCGUUGAUCUGGUUCGCUUUAUAGCGGCAGAUAAUGAGAUCAGCGAAAUCGAGGACCACCUCUUCCCCGACAAACAACUGAGUUCUGCAGAGUUUAAUGAGGAUGAAGAUCAUGGAAACCAAUUUGGCGGUUUAGAACUCCUAGACCUUCACGGCAACCUCUUAACUUCAAUUCCUCCCGGCCUGAGAAGGCUCGAGAGGCUUGUCACGCUGAACCUGUCCAACAACAAAUUAGGCCAAGAGGCACUCGACAUCAUUAGUGAAAUCGAAAGCCUUCAAGUACUGAAACUUGCGAACAACAACCUCGAAGGUGAACUAGAGCCUAGCAUCUCGCGCUUAAAGAAGCUCGAAGUGCUCGAUCUUCGCGGAAAUUCCAUCACCAGUCUGCCCAGAAGUCUAGCAGAUUUGGCCGAACUCCGUAACCUAAAUGUAUCAGAGAACAGAAUCUGCUCUCUUCCAAUAGACUCGCUCGUCUCUUUGCCAAUCAGGGAACUCGUUCUUUCCAAGAAUAAUCUCUCUGGGAUUCUCUUUGGUCGCAGCGUUGUUUCAUGGUCCUCUCUCCAGUUUCUCGACAUCUCCAACAACAAUCUUGUCGAGCUUUCAGAAGAGGAAGAAUUUCAUCUUCCUUUACUCCAUACACUAGCACUCUCAUUCAACUCCAUAACGUCCUUGCCGAACAUUAGCUCCUGGGCUGAGCUGGUUACUUUGACCGCGGAGGACAACAAACUUUCAUCCAUCCCGCAAGGUCUUUCGUCUCUGUCGAAACUGAAGAGCGCCGACUUUACAGGCAACAACAUUGUCACACUCGACGAACACAUUGGCAGAAUGGACAGCCUCGACGUCUUGCGUGUAGCUGGUAACCCUCUGCGCGAGCGGAAAUUCCUCAACAUGUCCACAGACCAACUGAAGCGGGAUCUCGCAAGUCGCCUUGAUCCAGAACCUGUCGAUGGCUCCGAUGCGUUUGACUCGGAAGUUCCCAACCCAACAACCGGAUACUCGUCAGCCAAACAUCCUUCAUCCGCUUCUCUGUCGAAAUGGCCCGUUCAAACGGAUGGAAAGCUCGACUUGUCAUCCAAAACACUAGACGACAGCAAUAUCCAUUCCAUCCCAUUCGAAGAACUCGCAAUAAGCGAAUAUACUAUCCGCAAUCUCCUCCUCUCCCAAAAUCGGCUGUCGCUUAUACCCAUGUCUUGCCUGUCUAUUGUUUCUCACAGCCUCGUCAACUUGGAUCUUUCACACAACUCCCUCAAAGGCUCGUCCUAUCUGCCUCUAUCUUCUCCAUCCCCUUCUUCCUCUUCCUCUCCAUCCUCUCCAUCCUCUUCAACGGCACCAUCAACCUCCCUCCCCCUCACCCUUCCAAAACUCAAAUCCCUCUCCCUCGCAUUCAACAGCAUCACCUCCCUCGCCCCUCUCCAGUCCUCCCUCCAAGCGCCGCUUCUUGAAUAUCUCAACGUCUCUACCAACCGCAUUACCUCCCUCCCUGUCCUGCGCUCCACUUUCCCCAGCCUAACCACCCUCCUCGCUUCCGAGAAUUGUAUCCAGGAUCUUACCUACGAAGCUGUCGAGGGCCUGGCGGUGGUCAAUCUCGCGAGCAACGAUAUCGGUUCCUUGCCGCCCCGGAUGGGUCUCCUAAAGGGAUCUCUAAAGAGCUUGGAUGUCAAGGGCAAUAGGUUCCGCGUGCCAAAAUAUACGGUGCUUGAAAAGGGAACGGAAGCUACGCUGGAUUGGUUGAGGGGUAGGAUACCUGCUGAUGAUGAUGCUGAGGAGGUAUUUUAA
Messenger RNA from Xylona heveae TC161, 2412 nucleotides. Its product is annotated as L domain-like protein. Gene Ontology annotation, molecular function: protein binding. The record is from RefSeq and is a predicted model, not a curated record. The transcript has 2 exons. The coding region runs from base 1 to 2412 and encodes 803 amino acids. Lineage: Eukaryota; Fungi; Ascomycota; Xylonomycetes; Xylonales; Xylonaceae.